Messenger RNA from Aspergillus bombycis, 4542 nucleotides. RefSeq names its product THADA/TRM732 family protein. Gene Ontology annotation, biological process: tRNA methylation. Gene Ontology annotation, cellular component: cytosol. Lineage: Eukaryota; Fungi; Ascomycota; Eurotiomycetes; Eurotiales; Aspergillaceae. The record is from RefSeq and is a predicted model, not a curated record. The transcript has 9 exons. The coding region runs from base 1 to 4542 and encodes 1513 amino acids.
AUGGCUCGCUAUAAAGAUGCAAAUCCAAAGGGAAUGAGACAAGUCCUGGAGUGCCUGGUCGGCCUCUUUAACAAAAACUCCCAGGAAACCGACAAAGAUUUAAUCAGAUCCAAGAUUACUGAGACAACCAUCCCUAGCAUUAUCCUUGGCGAGCCUCGCUCGCGACUUAAGGCGUCUUUCGUCUCUUUGGAGACUCUACUACGGAAGGGCGCAAUCUCUCCCGUUGAGUUUAUCUCAAUGGUAGAGAGCUGGCUUCUGGAGAAUCGUGAAAGAUGGAUCUCACUCCUUCAGGAGGAUUGCAAAUCUCUGUCUAUAGAUAUCACUCGCUUCCUCGGAAGUGCUCCAAGCUCCGAGUCGAAACAAAUUGUGGCCGAGAUCCUUCUUUUGAGAUUACUAACCCAAGCUAAAACAGCAGAACUUGCUGCUUCAUCAGGGGAUUUAAUGGCUGCAUUCUUCCAGAAAGUGAAAAGCCUUGACACGUCCGCGUCAUCAUCUCAAGAGAUUUCUCAGAACUUGUCAUCAAUUUGGGUGACUCCAGUUAGGCACCUUGCGCUGCAGAACCUGGAUAAUCUAGAGCUGAUGUCUAAUUACACCCUUCAGCCUUUAUUUAAACUUGACCAUAUUGGCUUUAGAGCAUUUUUAGACAAGCUACAUUUGAAGAACUUGCUCGCAGGGGAUAUGAGUGAAGCGCCAUUACCAGAGCUGACGCUUCUCUUCGCAUCGCUGCAGAUGGCAAAGAAAGUUGGCUUGGUCCACGAGGAUAACUACAUUCCCAAAGUGGGGUCUUCGGCCAAUGACGCCCAGAAUGCGCUCGUUCUCAAGAGCGAAAUGAUUGGCCAGUUCCUAUUCCAUAGAGAACAUAGUAUUAGGAUAGCAGCACUUUCACUCCUGAUUACGGCACCCGCGACAACAAAGCCCGUUUCUUCAGCCACAAUAAGAGCUAUAUUGAAAGGCCUGCCCUCUAUACACUCUGAAUCUGCAGACCCAUACGCCAGAGGAGAGAUCCUGAGCUUGAUACGCAAACUGAUUCCUCGUCUCAAAGGUGGUAUUCUGAGCGAACAUGAAAACUUGGCCGAGACAAAUGUUCCAAAUAGCAGAAAGCAUCAGCCGAAGUUUGCCCGUGACGAUUCUGAGACGCAAGAGUGCUUGAAAGAAUACCUGGAGUUACUGAAAGAUGACCUGCGAUCUACAGCCUCUUACCCGCGUCACAUCAUGGCAUUGAAAACAUUGAUCCAUCUACUUGAAUCUGGCCUCGACGCCCGGUACGCUGGUCACAUUGCUGCCAAACAGGCGGGAAACGUGACAAAGUGGCGACUCAACGUGGAUGUGUUUGAGCCGAGCUUGCUCAGAUUGCUGGUAGACCUUUUACUGGAUCCAUAUGAGGAAGUGCGGGCCACAUCCCUCACUUUGCUUAAUUUGUUUCCUCGGGACGUCUUAUUAAGUGGUUAUGUGCAAUCCGGAAGCAAGAGGAACCAUGAGAAGCCGCAGCUCGUAGACGCCUUGAAUAGAGCAGAACAAUUGGCAAGUAACACUAGUAGAGCUGACCACGCCGAUACUGUCGCUCGCUUGUAUCACAUAUUCUUUACAGCAGCAGACGAUGAUAGUUCGAAAGUGGCGGAGAGCUGGUGGGAAACCAAACAAGGAGUUGUCGAUAAUCUCCUGAAGAAACUGGAAGAGAAACUAUCCCUUACAGGUGGUCUCUUCAACUCUUCUAUGCGUGAUGCGCCCCUACACGGUUACGUCUCUGCUCUUAGAUAUAUUGUCCUGACCCCUGAUUUCCAUGUCUUGAUCUCGAACGCACAGACAAGUUACCAGGCCUGGCGAGCCGUACACUCGAGGGUAGUGGCUGUUUGUGACAAGAUUUGGAUUGAAGUGAGACCUGUACUCUGUAUUGAUUCGCCAGAAGGCCACACCGAUGAGCCCAUUGACGAUCUAGCCGUCGGCCCUAAGGACAUCCUUUCUUAUUCUUGGCGUGCACUUCGGGAGUCGAGUCUCCUGCUUUACGCAACACUCGCCAAUAGGACGUACGGUCCGAAGGGAGAAUUAGGUUUAACGAAGGGCGACUUUGAGACAGUAGGAGUCGCAAGCUUCACACAGCUGGCCGAGCUUCGCCAUAGGGGUGCAUUCUCGACGGUGUCUCAAACCUUUGCCACCUGUUGUUUGCGUUGCGGACAGUCGAGUGAUCCUGAGAUUGCAAGCCUACCUCAUAGAUGGUAUCAGCUCUUCCAAGAUGUCAUCAAAGAUCUUGUCGAGAUAUCUCACCUUCCAGUACAACAAGAUGAUGAUAACCAGGAGAUGGAGUUGCCUCAAGUUCAUGCUCUGAACUGUCUGAAAGAAAUCUUCACCAAUAACAAGGUUGGCGCUCACACAGAGCCGUUUAUCAUGCCCGCUUUGAAUCUGUCGGCUGAGCAGCUGGGGUCGCCAGUUUGGAACCUGAGAAACUCUGGAUUGAUGCUCUUCCGAGCUUUACUAACGCGCAUGUGUCGCAGGGGUACUGGUCUAGGGUUCGGCGGUAGCUCCGGAUCGGAACCCGGCGGUAGAAUUUCUUUCCAGAAAUAUCCGGGUCUCAUCCAGCUACUAUCUGACCUUCUGUCGUCAUCGGAUGCGAGAAAUAACGCUGAACAGGGUGAUCAUGCGAUGGUCACUGAGCGAGUCUUCCCAGCUUUGGAACUCAUUGCGGAGAAAGUCCCGAAUGUUUAUGAUACAGACGACGCGAUGCUGCUAGGACUAGUCCGGGAACAGCUCAAGAGUCCGGUGUGGGGCAUUAGAGAGCACGCGGCUCGUGUUUAUGCAUCCUUGCUGAAUCGCCCGGACAUUCUGAAAGAUAUCCAAACACUGCUUGAUAUUGAUCGGGAUUCGAAGGCACAGGACUAUCUUCAUGGAAAGGCACUGUCUAUCAAGUAUGCCUUGCGCAGGUUCGGAUCUGCGUCGCUUUCGUUCUGGAAUGAACAUAUCCACGAAGUAUCUGCGGCUUUGCGACAGAUCUUUGCCACAUUGUUCCCAAUUGCAGAAUCUCCAUUCGUUGCGAACACUUUGCUGGAGAUCCUGGGAGAAUCGGUGGAGAAGAGCUUUGAGUCAGGGACGGAAGAAAAAUUGUUGAUGACUAUCUGCUACACAUACGACUCGAACGGAUUCCAGGAUAUCCUGGAGUAUCUUUUUGAUUCUUCGAAUCCUAAUUACAAUUCACUGAGCACGACUCGUGCUUCUUCUAUGCUCCGGAGAUCUCUUUCGUGGGUUGGAGUACUGCAGAUGUUUGUGACCGGUGAAUUGGAUGAGCUUGCGUCAUUCGUCAAGACCAUUUCGACGUUCGAUCCCAAUGCUGGUGUAUGGCUGCUCCAGCGGAUACAGGAUGUAAUCGGAAGAAAGGACAAAUACCGAAAGACCUUGCUGCAACUGUACCCUUCUAUCAUCCUGGGCGACUACUCCGAAGGUGUGAAGGGCUCAGCUAUCGCAUCCCUAGCAUCCAUCCUGGAAGAUCUACUUGACUUCCAUCAUGAUAAAUUCAAGGACGUGGACUUGCCAUGGGAGGAGUUAAACCAACAUAUCAACUGCAGCCCGAAUGGCGAAGUGUGGGGUAGAGACCGAUCAGACGCCGGGAUACGUCUCCAAGGAUGUCUUCUCGCAGCGAAGGCCAUUUCCAAGCAAGGUCAGAUUUCCGAGACAGACAUUCGCAGGUGGGCCACGAAACUCCGAUUCGCGAUGGAAGAAGAAACAGAAUUUACCACUCGAGAUGCGGCAGUGACCUCACUAACAGCAUUUGCACGCGUACUGCGGAGCAAAGGCAAGGCCCCGCUUGUGGACAAGGUGUACUUGGAGAUCUACCUUAUCCUAUAUGACAUGCUGAGCGACGACGACGAAGAGCUGCGUGAUAUGGCUGCCGGAACUGCCUCCUGGGUUUUGUCAUAUUCCUCCGUGGCCCCCUCCAAGACGGUUGCCUUGUCUCCCUUGAACGCUGGCCAGCUCCUUGCCGACUUCAUGGUCGAUAACUACCCCGAGUCUCAACUCUUGUCCACUAAAGCAAUCCAGUAUAUCACGGGGGAAGAACCGAAGCUCAGCGGCUCUGUCGAACGCACAAAGCUUGCGACGGUAGAAGCACAACUUGCCGAACUGAGAAAGGAGAGCACGACCUUGUUCGAAGAAGAGAGACAAAACCUGUUCAUUGAGGAAAUCCGCGAAGUCGAUAUCUGGUCCUGUAGACUUCUCGGGCUGAGAGAAGCUGCCUUCAGCGAGCGUGGAGUCAAGGAGACCUCGAAAUGGGUGUCUGACGGCCUCUCUUACGUCGCAGAUAUUAUGGCAAAUGAGUCCGAAAAGGACGGACUGGUCGGCUGGGCCUCGAAGCCAGAAACGUUCACCCUGGGCGUGAGACUGAUUAGCCUCGCGGCCGUGUUGGUGUCAGAGGAGUUUGCAGCUUCUGGCUACCUGUAUGAAGACCGGACUGCUCUUAAGGAGAAGCUGCAGAAGUUACUUGCCAAUGGGGAAACGGCAUUGCUGCAUGAUAACUGGAUUGCGAGAAUCCAGAAUGCAUUGGGUAUUGAGGGUUAG